Messenger RNA from Halichondria panicea, 2874 nucleotides. RefSeq lists its product as uncharacterized. Gene Ontology annotation, molecular function: GTP binding. The transcript has a single exon. The record is from RefSeq and is a predicted model, not a curated record. The coding region runs from base 1092 to 2720 and encodes 542 amino acids. NCBI's taxonomy places the organism in Eukaryota, Metazoa, Porifera, Demospongiae, Suberitida, Halichondriidae.
CAAGACGUCCAAACGUUAUUGAGAGCUCAGGCUAUGAAGCUAUAUUGAAGCUACUCAGUGCCCAAAGAGCAGCUGUUAUACUAUUCACAAACACUUGUAGUAAUGUAAACUGUGUUGGCAUGACCAUAAUGUAUGGCUAUAUGGCAGGCGGGCUACAAUCAGAAAUUCUACCAAUAUCAUAAAACGUCUAACGCCAACCUUGAAUAGUCUUGGUUCUAAUUGGGUUGCCAAAUGAAGCCAUAAUUGUGAUCAAACCUAUUUAUCCUACAAUAUCAACGUCGCCAUCAGUAUAAAUGAGGCACCAGUUGAGGCUUAUGUAUUUUUCUCCGUUCUAUUUAAUUUGGUACCAUAGAAGUAAUUUUUUGUGGCGCCUUAAUUAAUAAUUAUGCCUCGAGGCGUAUCCACACGAGGGAUAUGGUAAUUUAAAGCUGACCGUGUGUGUGUGUGUAUUCCAGUUGUAACUCUGUAACUGCUCAACGGUUGCAAUGCGACUAAAACGAACAGUUUCUCAGUUUCCAUAAGCUUCUAGCAUGUUCUUUUGGCACUGUUUUUAAUAGCCACUUGAGAUGUGGGUGUUUUACACACAUAUUGUACUCAGACAACAACGGGUUUGUAUGGGCUGUAUAGUAGUUGCUCUCCCAUUCAUGCACUCCUAGCUGCUAUUACUUGGCACUAGCCUCAUGAAUCAGCCGCCGUUCUUUUGGUGGUUCCAAAAGAACGGCGGCUGAUUCAUGAGACUAACUUGGCACACGCACAAGUGAUUACCUAACAGUUUACACGUUGCUAGUGACGUAUUUAGCGAAUGGAAUGUGCAUGGGAAUAGGAUACUCCUUAAGUUUUGAUUGUACUCGGUGAUUUAUGCCCCUUUCCCUGGUUUUUUCCCUGGUUUUUUCCCCACCGGCCAAGUAUUCACUCAAUUCUAUCUUUUCCCUGGUUCUUUCCCUAUAGGUUUGUGAUCGUUAUAACUCUAUAUAUAGAUCUAUUAUUGUAACACUAUACUGUUUCAUCUGCUGUUAUAAAAGAAGAGCAUGAAUUUGCAUGUAUAACAGUAUGAUAUAACUUGCAGGACGAUUAUAUAUCAUUAUUGAGUAAUGGCAACAAGACAGACAAAGUCAAAGAAACAAUGUGAGGCAUCGAAGGAUAAGCCAGAUCGCGGCUUAGGAGAUCGUAUCAAAGAUGGCAUCGGAGCUGCAGCAACUGGAGUGAAAAAUAUGGCUUCCAACUUUCUCCAGGCAUUCAAGGGAAAAGAUCCUCACCAUCCCUUCAAGAUGCUGCUCAUCGGUGAAACUGGAUCUGGCAAGACUUCGUUCCUCAACCUUCUCUACAACUGUGGUACUGUGCAGGCUCUUGGCUGUGGGUUCGGAACUGAGGCUCUUGAGCAAUUCAAACAAUUCAAUGACAUCAAGCUUGAGAAUGCACAAUCACUUUCUAUGGAGAGCAAGACUGAUGAUGCUACACUCUACAAUGUGGAAGUCGGUGCCUUGAAGGUUGGGGUGAUUGACACUCCUGGAUUUGGUGAUUCUCGUGGCUUCAUGCAGGAUAAAACGAAUGCACAACGAAUCAUCAGCGCCCUCAAGAAAGAAGAGUACAUCAACUGUGUCUGCCUGAUCAUCAAUGGUCGUCAAGCUCGAGCAAGUGCUUCAUUGAAGUAUGUUCUUUCUGAGAUUACUGCCAUCCUGCCGAAAGGUAUCCUUGACAAUGUGAUUGUUGUGUUCAGUAACACAGCCGACCCUCUGGACCUCACUUUUGAUGCAAGCUUGCUGAUGGAGUAUUUUGGAAAGGAAGUUAAGACUAUCUUCUUUGUUGAAAAUCCGUACUGUCGGUUUGAGAAAGCGAAAGCGAAAGUGGGUCAACUAGGCAAAGAUAGAGUGGCUAAGAGCUUGAAAAACGCUUUCGAACAAACCUCAGAAGUCCUUACUGAGAUGUGUGAGACCAUCAAAGAUUUCCCUGAAGUUCACACGCAUCGCUUCAUUGAGCUCUACGAAAAGAAGAAAGCUAUCGAGAAGAGUGUUUUAGCCUCGCUAACAGCCUAUGACAAUCAGAUGAUGUUGGAGAAGUCUCUCAAAGAUGUCAAGGCCGAAGUUGACGCGGCGGUGAAAUCGAAGACCCUCAAUAAAAACUUCAAAACUGUACAGCGAUUCAAAAAAUGGGUUGUAGAGGGAACUAACGACCACAACACCCUUUGUGGGAAAAAAGGUUGCCACAGCAAUUGCCAUGUGUCUUGUUCUCUUCCAAAGUCAUUUGAUAAAGAAGUGUUCAAGCGUUGUGCGUGUAUUCGAGGAGGCGAGCUGUGCAAGGUGUGUGGCCACAGCUACACCUACCACUAUCAUGAAGAGUCUCUCUUCAGAGAAGAAGAUGUUGUACAGGAUCUUAUUGCUGAUGAUAUGAAAGACAACUUUGUAAAAGCAGAAAGCGAUGAGGAGCGAGCUAAAAUGCUGUACAAAAAUCUUGAAAAAGAAUUGCAGAAGUCUAUAGCAGCAAGAAAGAAAUUGUCAGUUAAACUUUCUAAAGAUAUCGCAGAAUUUGAGUCAUUGGGUGCGGCUCGCAACUAUACCAAGCUGAUUGAAAACCAACUAGCUGUGAUCGAGAGCCAUCUUGAAGGCACCGUUGGCACUGAUACAGAUGAUCUCCGCAAGACCAGAGAUGAGAUGGUGAAGAGGCUUGAAGUGAUUCGAGCUGCUAAGUCUGAAAGCAUAAACUACAACUCUGAAGUAUAUUAGAUAACAGUAGUAUAUAAUAAUAGUGAGUAACUGAUGCGUUAUACAUUGCAUGACGCAUCUUAUUUUAUUCCUGUUGUGUAUAGUUUUUAGUUAUGAUCUAGCAUGAGAUCGAGAGAUCAAAUGAGUGUGACAAUAUCAACUAUUUUAAGAGUCA